AACUGAUGACGUAUUACGCAUGACUGAAUCCCGGAAGAAGAUUGCUGUAUAGUAUUUAUCAAGAACUCCCAGAAACUAAGAGUACUUGCUUGAUUUACUGCAUAAAAUCACUGUUGCACAGCAGUGCAGCAGAGUUUUAAAGCGUCUGCAACUAUGGGGUUCGGGACAGACUUCCAGGGCCGCGAGUCCCACGAUGCUUUGCUACGGAUUCAAGACACAGAAAUUCGUCUGCUCGAGAAUAUGAAAGUAUGCCUGCAAAAAAGAAUCGAUGGCGAUCGUAAAUAUCUGAACUCGAUUACGACGUUCGUUCAGAUGGCGAUGAAAAUGGAGGAGACAGAAUAUCAUUCCUAUUGUUCUGUGUUUAAGGCCUGGAAUACAGUAAUACGAAGCACAGAACAGUUAGUAGAGUUACUUCAAUUUAGUGUAGAUGGUCUAACUACUAAAGUUAUGGAGAAAAUAACGACAUUAUUAAGUGACAAGAAAGCAGCUAGAAAAUCGUACGAAGAUGAAAGAAAUAGGUUGGAGAAGGAAUUUACACGAAUCAAAGAUGAAGUCCAGAAAAACAAACUUGAGUACACCAAAUGUGUUGAUAAAGUAAGAGUGGAACGUGCCAAAUAUGAAGAUGCAAAUGCAAAAGGUAAAGCCGGGAACAAGUUAGAAAGUGCCAAACAGAGCUACGUACAGGCGAGUGUGAAGUUACACAAACUGCAUAACAAAUACAUUCUCUCGCUAUGUGAACUUAAGAGCCAUCAAGAACAUUAUAGCAACAAAACUUUACCAUAUUUUCUGGACCAUCAUCAGGCUAACCAGGAGAUACUUGUUCAACAGUGCAAAGACUUUUUAGAAGAGUUCCAGAGUUUGACAACAUUUUCUACAAAAGAUCAUAUCACUGCCUACCAGUCUAUAGAAAAUGCGGUAGACGACAUCGUACCCGAGAAAGAAUAUACGGAGGAUUUUGCCGUUAAAUACAAAUCGGACCCAUUUACACCGGUGACAAUAGACUUUGAUGGUAAAAUACUGGAUGAUUAUCAGGGAACAUUAGUACCGAACCGUCUCGCUGUCGACGAUUUUACACAAGAAUCACUGGAAUCACAAAAACAAACAUUGUCUGAAGAAAUAGAUAGUAUAAAGAAACAGCUACAAGAUUUAGAAUCGGAAAAAAAAACGUCGGCAGACAGAGUACGGGAUCUACGUAAGGACAUGUCAAAGUUGUCUCAUGAAGAAAUGUCUGAGUACCUUGAUAAACGUAAACAAUUCGAGGAGCUGAAGAAAAAGAUAGCAGAGCUGGAGAGUAACAUGGCAACGAAAGCUGAUCUUAUCAAGAUCAUCGAGGAACCGCUAAAUAAAUUAGGUGAUGGUACGCCGCCGGCAGCUCUCGAUAUACCAGAUAUUUCCCUAGACAAUGUGUCCACUCACAGUGGCGAUGAGAAGAAUAGUAAAUUGAAAAUGUUUAAAAAUCUCAAGAAGAUGAACCCUUUAAGAUUGAUGCGGGAAAAAAGCCAGAUAGAGAACGGACAGAAAGAAGACGGUCCACAAAAUUAUGAACAACAAGAAACACACCCUUCUUCCAGUGUGGAUUCCGGUUUUGCGUCUUGUUCGGCAUCACCUGCUAAAAAGUUAGAAGAUGAAGAAUGGUUCCAUGGAGUUUUACCGCGGGAGGAAGUUCAGCGUCUGCUGUCAGACGACGGGGAUUUCCUGGUACGGGAGAGCAAGAAUAAACGUACCAAUGAAACGCAAUAUGUACUGUCCGCCUACUGGCAGGGAUACCGUCAUUUCAUCAUACAGUUUCAGGAG
This is a messenger RNA of Ruditapes philippinarum (Manila clam), 1794 nucleotides long. Its product is annotated as tyrosine-protein kinase Fer-like. Gene Ontology annotation, molecular function: non-membrane spanning protein tyrosine kinase activity; ATP binding. Gene Ontology annotation, biological process: peptidyl-tyrosine phosphorylation. The record is from RefSeq and is a predicted model, not a curated record. Lineage: Eukaryota; Metazoa; Mollusca; Bivalvia; Venerida; Veneridae.